AUGGAGACGAAGUAUAGCAGGGAAAGGCCCACAGUCUUAGAAAUCGCCAACGAAGAGAGCGCUUAUGCGCUUGGCGCCCGAAAGGCAUGGCGUUCUGGUGCCAACCUUCUCCCGUCAGCGAUCGCAGCGUUCGGCGUUUUUCAAGAUUUUUACACUGUAACAUGGCUUUCACAUUACUCGAAAUCCGAAAUCAGCUGGAUAGGAUCCACGGGCCUCUUCUUAGAACUGACCUUCGGUGUUAUUGGCGGUAAAUUGUAUGAUAUGGGCUAUUGCUACACCGUCUUGCUUUCUGGCUCUGUCCUUUGGACGUUCAGCUUUUUCAUGCUGUCGCUCGUACAAGAGCAGCAAUACUAUCAGAUUUUUCUCGCACAGGGCCUGGGGAUGGGACUAGGCGUCUCUCUGAUAUUUGUGCCGACCAUAACAUUGGUUUCUCAUCAUUUCAAGGUAAAUAAAGGUUUGGCGAUGGGACUUUUGUCGUCUAGUGGACCAUUGGGAACCCUCAUUUUCACAAUCAUGCUCAACCAGUUAAUUCAUUACGGCCCUGGCUUCCAAUGGGCAGUGCGCGCAGCUGCAUUUGUGUCGUUAGGAUGCUUGAUCCUGGGUAACAUUCUCAUUUCCGUCCCUUCAAGAAGUGCACAGUCUUCAAUAGAGCAAUCACAACUGCGGAAUAGAGCGAUGCUGAAAAACAAGCCUUAUUUACUCACGCUCCUUUCAGGAUUCAUCGUACAGCUGGGGACAUUUUUCCCUCUGUUUUACAUACAGCUUUUCGCCGUAGAACAUUCUAUCUCAAACACUCUCGCGUUUUACUCUCUGGCCAUAAUGAACGGAGCUGGAAUUAUUGGGAGAUCACUACCCGGCUAUGCCGCUGAUCGAUGGGGUUCUAUCGAAGUAUGGUCCAUAUGUGAAGCUUUGAGCGGUGCACUCUGUUUCGCCAUGCUUGGGAGCGCUAAUGUCGUCGGAUUAGUGUUGUUUUGCAUAUUAUACGGAUUUUUCUUUGGUGCAGUCAUAUCGGUGUACAUGCCUGUCGUUGCUGCUUUGACUCCCAGAGAGGCCGACAUGGGAGCAUCUCUCGGGAUUGCCUCAAUACCUAUUGGUAUCGCUGCCCUCAUAGGAAAUCCUAUUAUCGGCGCAAUCAUGGGCACGCCUUCAGCCUGGUGGAAAGGAGUCACGUUUGCAUCGGUUUGCAUGAUUGCCAGCGCGGGCAUCGCAGUCCUUGCUCGAUCGGUAUACGUCCGGAGAGAUUAA
Messenger RNA from Desarmillaria tabescens, 1245 nucleotides. RefSeq names its product MFS general substrate transporter. Gene Ontology annotation, cellular component: membrane. The record is from RefSeq and is a predicted model, not a curated record. Bases 1 to 1245 code for a protein of 414 amino acids. Gene Ontology annotation, biological process: transmembrane transport. Lineage: Eukaryota; Fungi; Basidiomycota; Agaricomycetes; Agaricales; Physalacriaceae. The transcript is spliced from 12 exons. Gene Ontology annotation, molecular function: transmembrane transporter activity.